Molecule: messenger RNA, 3751 nt
Organism: Scophthalmus maximus (turbot)
Lineage: Eukaryota; Metazoa; Chordata; Actinopteri; Pleuronectiformes; Scophthalmidae
Product: beta-galactosidase-1-like protein 2
Exons: 19
Coding region: 70-1974 (634 amino acids)
Biological process (GO): carbohydrate metabolic process
Cellular component (GO): vacuole
Molecular function (GO): beta-galactosidase activity
Source: RefSeq, a predicted model, not a curated record
AUCUGUGCUCAGAUGCUGCUGUAAACUUAACCCUGCCACUGCCCACGUCAUUCACUAUCGAGGGUUGUCAUGAGGAUAAGAACUGUACACAAAAGGAAAUAUGCACUUAUCUGUCUGUGCAUUCUUGGGUUCAUCAUGUACCACAGAUAUCUCAGAGGGCCAACAGGGGGACGGAGGAUAAGCAGGAAAGUGGGCCUGAGCACCAACGCCUCCCAGUUCACCCUGGAGGGAGAGCCCUUCCAUAUCAUCGGGGGAUCCAUCCACUAUUUCCGUGUGCCUAGGGCCUACUGGAGAGACCGGCUGCUGAAAAUGAAGGCCUGCGGCAUCAACACACUUACUACGUAUGUGCCAUGGAGUCUGCACCAACCAGAGAGAGGGGCUUUCAACUUCCACACACAGCUGGAUAUAGAAGCCUAUAUCAGUCUAGCUGCUGAAUUGGGAUUGUGGGUGAUUUUACGUCCAGGACCCUACAUUUCCUCUGAGCUGGACCUAGGAGGACUGCCAAGCUGGCUCCUCCGUGAUGGCAGCAUGAGACUGAGGACAACUUACCCAGGCUUCACUCAGGCUGUUGAGACUUUUUUUGACAAAAUUAUACCAAAAGUGGUUCCACUGCAGUUCAAGAAAGGAGGUCCCAUUGUUGCAGUCCAGGUUGAAAACGAGGAUGGAUCUGUUGCGAAAGAUGAAAGUUACAUGCUUUUUAUUAAAGAGGCCUUACAGUCCAGAGGGAUCAGCGAGCUACUGCUCACAUCAGACAACCACAAUGCAUUGAAGUCGGGCGGUGUAGGUGGAGCCAUCAAAUCAGUGAAGCUGCAGAGGCUAAAUCAGAAACAUAUCCAGGAUCUGAAUGCUAUUCAGCCCAACAGCCCUGCCAUGGUGAUGGACUAUUUCACUGGCUGGUAUGAUGUGUGGGGUGACCUCCACCAUGUGCUUCCUCCAGAGGAUAUGGUGUCCGCCGUGAGGGAAAUUCUAAGACGAGGCAUGUCUGUCAACCUCUACAUGUUCCACGGAGGCUCAACUUUUGGCUUCAUGAGCGGAGCACUCGCUGAUCCGUCCUACAAAGCACUGGUCCCCAGCUAUGAUUAUGAUGCUCCCUUGUCUGAAGCUGGGGAGUACACCCCAAAGUACCAUCUCCUUAGAGAUCUACUUCAACGCUACAACAGAGGUGAGACAUUCCCUGACAUGCCAGCUCUGCAUUAUAGGGAGGAUUAUGAACCAGCCAUCAUGUACCAGCACCUGUCCUUAUGGGAUGCUUUGAGCUUCACUGAAGGACCAUUUAAGUCACCCAGGCCAGUAAACAUGGAGAGUCUACCUGUGAACAAUGGGAACGGCCAGUCCUAUGGAUAUACACUGUAUGAGACCACCAUCACCAGUGGAGGAUUCUUGAGGUCUGGAGACAAUGUCCGAGACCGAGCCCUUGUGUUUGUAGACAGAAGCUACAUUGGCCUUUUCAAGCGCCAGAGAGUGGAGCUGGUGGUUCCUGAUGGUAAGGACCAGCGCACCUUGAGUUUACUGGUGGAAAACUGUGGACGAGUUCACCAAGGAAUGGACCUUGACAACCAACAUAAAGGCCUUGUGGGAGACAUUUUAUUAAACAAUAUUCCCUUGCGAGAUUUCACAAUAUACAGUCUUGAUAUGAAACCAAGCUUCAUUGAUAGUCUUUAUAAGGCACCAUGGAAAACUCUCCCUGAUACUCCCAGCUUCCCUGGAUUUUUCAUGGGGAGGAUGUUUGCAUAUGGGUAUCCGAGUGACACCUUUGUGAAGCUGCCACAGGGCUGGGAGAAAGGUGUUGUGUUCAUCAAUGGGCUGAAUCUGGGCCGCUACUGGUCCAUUGGCCCUCAGCAGGCUCUCUACCUCCCCAGUCCCUUUCUCAACAGUGGAAUCAACCAGGUCAUUGUGUUUGAGGAGCAAGAGGGCGACUACAAGAUCCACUUUGAAGAUACACCUGAUCUUGGGAUGGCAGCAGACAUCCAGUGACCUUCAUCACCACCUGUAUGAGCAUUGUGUUAAAAUGUGUUUAAAACAUCGACUCGUACCUUCAAAUCCAGAGAAAUCUUUUUUCUCAUAUGAUACAUUUAAAUCUUCAAACACACACAGCCCAAUACUUAUCCACUUCACCAAUCACUCAAAGACAUAGUGAGACAUGCUUUUAUCGGGGGCAGUUUAUAGCUAAGUACAUACAGUACCUUUAUUUGCAGUGACUCUUUACAUUUUGUAUAGAACAGAAUCCCUAAGGAUAUACUGCAUCUUCUUGUCUGUGGAGUCCCAGUUUAAGGAUGAAAUCUGUUUGAAGAUAUCAGUUAUAUGUCAUAGCAUUAGAUUUAUAUUUCUUGUGUGCUUAUUCUACAGUGUGUCACGUAACUUAUUGAACUGGAAAAAAAAAACACAACACGAGGUUUAAGUGACAUCAGGAGCUGAGGCAGAAAUGGUGUCAACAGCUUUCAAAUGAAGCAGCACCAUCAGACCCGCACCUUAAAUUGUCGAAAUCUUAGAUGGUUGUCACAUCAAUAACUGUCCAAACUCUGAACAGUCACAGAGUCUGAGAGAACAGUUAGGAUUUGUAAAGCUGGGCAUACACUGUACUCUUUUUACAAGCGGACGACUUUCAGCUUCAUCAUGCGUCUUUUGCCGUGCAGUGUACAGGGGGAAGCGAGCAGCGAUUAAUUGCUCCCGACUGGCCGUCGAGCGUUCCGAUAAACUAAGAAGUAUAAGAAAUAACUGUGCGGUGAUACUGUUGUGACAUUUGGGCAUAUGCCUAUGUGACGUGUCAUUGGUUGGAACGUCCAAGAAUCAUUUCAUUUACUGAAGCAAUGAUCAAUGAUCACCAAAUUUCUCACAGACAUGUCUUGUCACAAACACACACAAAAAAAAUCAAGACUGAAAUCAUAUGAUGAUGGAUGUUAGCUUACAUUAAGCGUUUUCCCCAUAGAAGCCCAAUAUAAGGAAAAGGCUAAAUGUCACAAUGAGGAAAACGCUUAAUGUAAGAUAGCGUCCAUAAUCAUUUGAUUUCGGUUUAGAUCUUUUUGAUAGGUGUGAGUGUUUAUGACAAGACAUGUCUGAUGACCAUUGGUUGCUGCUUUGGCACAUUAAGUGACGUUAAGCGUUUUUCAUGUUAAGCAUUUUAGAACGCCCGCCAGCUUAACCCUUCAGGCGGAAGGUUUCCUUCACUGCAGAAGGGUUAUUGUUGGUAAUAUCAUAAAUUAUAAUGUUGAUUGGACAUGUGCGUGCGUGGGUGAGUCCAUAUACGCCGGGGCCUCUUUUUUGAGGAUGGCACAGAUUACGCACUUUUCUGUCUUGUCAGCAUUCUUCUUCUAUGGUAAACACAAACUUCUCUACCUCGGAAGAACUUUCUGCUGGAGCCGACAGGCAUUUCACACGCACAGUGUGAGCAGUCAAGUCGUGGCUGCCGAUCACACACAGUGUGAGCACAUGAAUCGUGAACUUUGGCUUCACCUCGCAGACGAUAUACUCGGACAAUAUGAGUUGGAAUUUAACAACAGCUUUUCUUAAAUCGCACAGUGGAUGCCCAGCUUAAACAGUGCAAAUGCAAGUCAGUGGGGUAUGAAAUCAUCAUUUGCAAGCCAGCAAUCCAUGCUGGGAAUAAUUAUACUCAGUAAUAAAGUUAUUUGAAAGGAUGCAGGGUAAUUAGGGUAAUGGCUUCAUAUCCCAUUAAAUCUCCCAAGCAUAGCUCACAACUUACAUGUAAAUGGUGCCAGUAACACUGAAACAAUAAAUAAUUCUGCGUUCUACAUCA